Molecule: messenger RNA, 4065 nt
Organism: Tribolium madens (black flour beetle)
Lineage: Eukaryota; Metazoa; Arthropoda; Insecta; Coleoptera; Tenebrionidae
Product: anoctamin-8
Exons: 16
Coding region: 145-3138 (997 amino acids)
Biological process (GO): chloride transmembrane transport
Cellular component (GO): plasma membrane
Molecular function (GO): chloride channel activity
Source: RefSeq, a predicted model, not a curated record
GUCAUCCGUGACAGAGACACCUUUUAAAAAUGGCGUUAUGUCUAAGUGAGAAGUAGGCGUAACGUCAACCUAUUAUCUAACAUUGGCAUUCUCAUUGAUUACAUCCUCUUGCGUGACCGCAACUGUGUAUUUCGGUGGUCUCGAAUGUCAAAUGAGGGUGAAAUGGCGACGCCGGAAUCCGAUCCUGCUAGCAAUCUUCGCCGCCGCAAGUUGGUCGAGUGUGCCCAAGAAAAAAUUGAGCAAGCCUCGGAACUGCUAAAAAAGAAGAUCCCUUGUGCCGGCCACUUCCUGGCCCCAAAACGACUCUGGUUGAAGCGAAUUUCGACGCCGAAUUGCGAUGUUGUUGUUGUUUUUCCGCCCGGUGCCGAGGAUUCAGUGUUGUUAUGGCUGCUGUCCAAGUUGAGACAGUCACCGGGGCUUACGGUACACGUAAGACAUCAUGCUUCCACUCAAAGCAGUGCAUUUUACCUCACAGCACCUUUGUCUAUUUUGCUCAAAGCUGCUGAAGAAUAUCAUCUUCCCAAAAUUUUAAAAGAGAGCAAAGGAGGUGGCUUGAAGGAGUUUCUAGUACAGGACUUCCAGUCAUAUGAGGGAUCAGACGCUGAGGAACAUUUUUUUACCACUGAGGAGAGACAGUGGUUGGUAUUGAGGCUUCUAGAAAGUAUAAGGGCGAAAACAAACGAUCGUGAAGCGAUUCCAGGGUUGACACUUCUCGAAGGACAACCCAUUGUCCCUAAAUGUUUGACUUCUGGAAUAAUCUCGCAGGUAUUUCCCCUACACGAACCCGCAGCCCUUGAACGUCUUCAAAACACAUGGGUUCGAGACUUCUGUGCCCGGCAGCCCCUAGAUGAAAUAACCGAAUAUUUCGGGGUCAAAAUUGGGAUGUAUUUCGCCUGGUUGGGCCAUUACACUACAGCAUUGAGCAUUCCGGCGAUCGUUGGAUUUUUAUUUUGGUUAUGUUGUAACGGCAAACACCAGACUUUGGAAGAUGUCGGCUACGUCUUGUUUUCAGUCUUCAAUGUGGUUUGGGUCACCACUUACCUCCAAGCCUGGAAACGGUACUCAGCUGAAUUGGCCUUCAGAUGGGGCACCUUGGAUCAGCGCGACGACCUCCUCGCCGAGCCUCGCCCUCUGUUCAGGGUUGCGCGACAUGUUAUGAUAUGUUCCCAGGGACCCCUCCAUACUAGUCCGGUGACCGGCCGUUUGGAACCCUGGCAUCCCACAUGGAAGAGACACGUUUUCAGAUAUUGCAUUUCGGUACCGAUUAUUGUCAUUUGUUUAUCAACCGUUUUCUUCGUCAUGAUUGUUUCAUUACAAAUUCAGGAUUGGUGGGACGGGUUGCUAAGUGCGAGGGGACUGCCCAUAUGGCUUGGGUAUCUCCCCAAAAUCAUGUUAGCUGUUGUUAUAUCGCUAAUGGACGAGGCCUACUUUAAAAUAGCCAUCUGGCUCAACGAUAAAGAGAACUACCGUCUUGAGACCAAGUACGAAAACCACCUCAUCGGCAAAGUGGCCUUGUUUCAAUUUGUCAAUUCGUUCCUUUCAUUAUUUUACAUCGCCUUUUAUUUACAAGAUCAAGCGCGCCUCAAGGAGCAAUUGGCUGCGUUAUUGAUAUCUCGACAAGUGAUUGGUAACCUAAAAGAGUCGGCCUUGCCGUACAUGCUUGAACACUUGCGAUUGGCUAAAAUGAGUUUUGAUUUGUGGGGCGCUUUAAGUCCACAAAAUGCCAGACCGCCACCUGGUGAGGAAGCCGAAAAAGUACCCGAAAUUAAAGAAGAACCGAGCGCCGAACAAGCAAACAAACGGAGCAUGAGUCAAGCCGAACUUGAGAGUUCUUUGUAUAAAUACGAUGGGACUUUUGCCGAUCAUUUGGAAAUGACAAUGCAAUUAGGAUACGUCAUCUUGUUCUCUUCUGCUUUUCCUCCAGCUGCGGUUUGCGCCUUGUUGAAUAAUUUGAUAGAAAUCAGGAGUGAUGCUUUCAAAUUGGCCUAUGUGUGUCAAAGGCCGUUUGGACAAAGAGUGCCAAAUAUCGGCACGUGGCAGAAUUGUAUGGAAUACAUGAGUAUAAUGGCGGUUUUGGUAAACUGUGCUCUGAUUGGUUUAUCAGGGCAAGUGCAUCGGAUGUUUCCAGAUAUGACCGCCACUCAGACGAUUCUGUUGAUCGUGGCCUUGGAACAUAUCAUGCUUGUUAUCAGAUUCAUCAUCACGUGUGCUAUUCCGGACAUUCCCGGUUGGUUGGCCACUGAAAUGGCCAAAAUCGAGUGGGCUCGACGGGAAGCCAGCCGAAUGGCUAACACGUCGACGCCUUCACCGGAAGAAUUAUCAGCGAAAAUAGUCGGGAGAUUUUCAGUGUCGCCGAGUCACAGUCUGGUUGCCGGCAAUGAAAACAAACUUGAUAUAAAACUGCGUGAGAUGACCGAUACUUUGAAGGAAACAACACAUUCGCAAAAUGUAACGCCGGUACCGACUCCCACUUCACCAGCGCCCAGCACAACUCAUCCCAAACCCGUCUCUAUAACACCUGAUAGUAUCCAACAAAUUCCACCGUUCAAGCCGAGGAAAUCAAAAGAGUGGGCCCCAGCUGAGGUACCCCCCGAACAGACGCAUCAUUUGACCAUCGGGCCUGGAGGCGGUGCCGAAUGGGCCAAACGCCUUAAGGAGGAAUCCGAUAUACAUCGAAGUACUGACUGUAUCACCCCCAAGGACGCCUCUAGUUCCGAUUCGGACCUGUUGAAAAGCAGUCCCGUGUGGCCUCCGCGCCCACGAUCCCCUCCCCAGCCGCCUAACCGGGCUCGCCCCGCCCCUGCUGACUCCUCCCUCAGCGAUAGCGCUCGCAGCGUGUCGAGUCAGGAGGCGGAUGAGGCAGCUCGUGCGGCUGAAGAACUAGCAGCAAAGAAAACGAGAGUGAAGCAAAGCCUAAUGAAACGGGCCCGUUCUGUGGCUAUUUUCUCGUUGAAGUUGAAAGAGCGUCGAGCUAGGGAGGCGCAAGAGAAGGCGGCGAACAAGCCGGUGACUCCCACGGCACCACUGCCGCCCCCACAAUGUGGAGGCGGCGAAUUGUCAUGCAUACCCAUCGAAAAGCUCAUUCAACUGGAAGAUGUGAGACGUAACGUACGGCCUAAUCAAAGCGGAACUUUGUAGCAACUUUGCUCGCAUUCUUCCUACUCAGUCGUCGUGUAAGCAUUAUUCUUUGUUUAAGAAAUGAAAAGUAGAAUUUCUGUUUUAUCGACACGAACUUGCAUGUUUUUCAAUUUCAUUCGGGUGAAAGAGUAUUCCGUGAAUCGAGCAAUAAUAGUUUAAAACGUUUAAAAAUCAAACAGAUUACAAUGCCGAUUUUUAAACGAUGGUAAGCUGAUUUUUAGAUAUUUAAACUUUAAUGUUAAUAGUUACAUAAGAUUGUUUUUAAAUUAUUUUUUAUAAUCUGUAGAUUGUGUGUUAUCCUCACGUAGCGGUAAGACUGUAACAAUUAAUAAUUAGUGAAUAGAUCGGCUGGAUUUUUGCUUGGUUGCGUAGCCGCUGUAGUUUCGUUGGGUUCAUUGUAGACACCCUACAAUCCUUUGAUUAUAGUUUCUAUAUUUUGGCCACAUUUAGAGUAAUGUUCGUCCAGUAUGUUGUAUUGCAUUGCCUUCUGACGCGGCCAGUGUAACCCCACGAAGUGUAUAAAAUAACUACCGGAGCAACCCUAGCCUUCACCUAGUAUUUGUUUAGUCUGCCGUCCGCUUUGUCCCGGCUAAAGCCUCAAAUUAACGAACCCGUCUAAAACGGUCGCCAUUUUAUACCAGUUAUAGUACACCUGGCCCACUAUUUUUUUUAUGUAGCGCUUAUCAAGUCUCAAUAGUGGAAACUAACAAUAAGACUGCAAAUAUUUUUGAGAUUUAGUACGAAAAAAUGCCUUGGUAUUAUUGUUAUUAGUUCGAUUUUUAGCCAGAUUUUAAUAAUGUGAUUAUCCACAGCAUUAAAAACAAAUAAAAAAAAUUGACAAAUUCUGUGCUUGUCGAACUUUCAUGUUGCUUAAAUGUUAAGCUUGUUGACUAUGUAUUUAAUAAAAAUAAAUAAGUGUUUAUUAAA